Molecule: messenger RNA, 531 nt
Organism: Entamoeba nuttalli P19
Lineage: Eukaryota; Evosea; Mastigamoebida; Endamoebidae
Exons: 1
Coding region: 1-531 (176 amino acids)
Source: RefSeq, a predicted model, not a curated record
AUGUCAUUGAUAGACAAAAUGAAUAGUGACGAAUAUGAGAUGGUGUUGAUCACUUACCCACGUUCAUACGACAUAUCAAAAAUUAAACAAUUGACCUAUAACUCUAAAGGUAAAAAAAAUACUGUAGUUCCUAUGGAAAAGACUUCAUACCAAAGCGUUAUUCCAUUAGUUAAUAAUAAGAAAAAGAUGUCAGUUUCAAAACCAUUUGUUGAUGGACUUGAGGUUAUUAUUCCAGAAGAGUAUGAAGACCAAGAAAAAGAAGAAGAUAUUGAUUUCUUUCAUUCAACAAAAGAGCCUAAAUAUCAUUUUGUUGAUUGGCGUAAUAUUACUGUUCAAAGUAAACCAGAAUGGCUAACCCUAUGUCGAAAAUCUGAAUCAAGUCUUAGCAAACAAAAAAAAGAAGCUAAACAAAAAGAAAUUAAACAAAAGAAAUUAUCUAAAACAGAAACUAAGAAAGAAGCAUUGAGUGAAAAAAUUAAACGUAAGAAUGCAAAGGUAUCAUCUUCUUCGUCUUCUUCUGACUCAGAAUAA